UGGAAAUGCAACAACAGCCAGUUGGGCCCCUUUCUCUCGUCACCUGUUGUGGCACUUUGCCAAACGUACAUACCACGCACAGAAUUAUGCUGAGUGGCCUUUCGUGGGCUGCCACUGGGCUUUUACUUGUUAGUUUACCUAGCGGAUGGUCCCUGGCCUUUGACUCGACCUACGCGUGGUGCCAGUACCAUUGCUCCGAGUUUGCACUGGCCCACCCACGCAAUUGCUCGACGUGCCAGCAGGACGAUGGCAUGUCGUCAGAAGGACGUCGCCGACACUUGGAAGCUGCCGCCACAUCCAAAGCAUCCUUGAACUUAUCCAAUGCGUCCUUGAACUUGAUUGCAUGCGACGCACAUCACCUCCACGUCAACAUGACAACGAAAGGCGUGGGGUUUCAUUCAUUUUGGACUCAAUUCCAACAAGCCACGGACCACAUAUUGGACAGUCCGACCAGUCUCUUCCUGCAGGGCUGCGAUCUAUUCAACCUGGCGUCACUGCCGUCCAUCGAUGUAGCCAUGGCAAUGGGCAAUGCAACGAUGGCGCUGCCAGUGUUGGUGCAGUUGCAGCGAUCUCACCACGAACACGAGUGCGUCGAGGCCAUUCAAUCCAUAGCAUCGACGGCAACUGUCGUGAGUCGAAGCAACGGAAUUGACCACGGUCGUACAGUAGUGCUAGUCCAUGCUACCUUGGACCAGCAGGUAGCCAUGUCAUCCUUAGCUUGUGUGGACGACCAAGUGUUGCCGCUGCCUCCGCUGUUCAAAUUCAGUCCGUUGGCGCGCUCUCUGCAUGCCAUGUACUCGACGGCGUCUCCAGCGGUGCACAUUGCCCUUGUGGACGGCGCAUCCUCGUCCGGCGUCCUGGCGUCGUUGAAUGCUGGGCUGAAGAGCACCACGGGCAUCCACAACCUGGUUACGUUCGAUGACGAUGGCCUCUUGGGGGUGCCACCACUGACGAAUUUCAAGACGUGGGCGACAGCUAUUGCGUUGGCUUGCAGUCAUCCUCUCGUCGAUUAUGUCACUCGAACGUCCAUCAUGGAGACAUUCGACUUGCCUCUGUCGUCAUAUACUCGGUCCAGUGACUACUCGAGUGACCAGAUCUCAUCCAUCGUUGGCAUCGACAACGCCCACAAGCAUGGCAUUUUGGGCCAUGGGGUCGUGGUGGGCAUCUCCGACUCUGGCUUGUACAUGGACCACGACCAGUUCGACCAGCCAAGUCCCCGGGAGUUCGGCACCAUCAACCCCCACGCUCGAAAGGUGGUGCUGUACGAACCCAUGGCAGACAGAGUGGACCAGUCCAAGUCGGUCACGUGUGGUCAUGGCUCCCAUGUGAGCGGCAUUUUGGCAGGCAGUUCCUGGAGCCAACUGCAUCCGGAUGUGGGCGUCGCUCCACAGGCCAAGAUUGCGUUUACAGACAUUGGCAGUCAAAACGCGUCGUGUGCCAACAACAGAGCCUUGGAAUGUCCUGUGAAGCUGACCACUCCGUUAACCGCUGCGGCGUUGAUGGACAAGCAAGUCCAAGCAGGCGCCAAGAUCUUUUCCUACUCGUGGGGCACUCAAAAAGACGACUACAGCAGACAAGCGCAAAAUCUAGACGAGUACUUGUUCAACCAUCCCGAGAUUUUGGUUGUGAUUGCGGCUGGGAAUGGCGGCGACGACGGCGUGCGCACGAUCAGCUCUCCUGCCGGCGCGAAGAACGUCAUCACGGUGGGGGCAUCGCUGACAUCUGCCGACAGUUUGUUGGCCAAGUUCCGAUGCCCGCGGGUGUACAACCCCCAGAGCGUCGCGUCGUUUUCGUCGCAAGGGCCCACGAGCGACGGACGGAUGAAGCCGGAUCUGGUCGCUCCGGGGGAAGUCUUGUGGUCGGCCAAGAGUGAGGCCCCUGGGUCCACUGCCAAAACCAGCGACGUAUGUCCACUCCAAGGCACGUCGCAGGUACGAACAAAAUGUCAUUCAACAUAUCAUUCGUGUCAAAAUGAUAUAAGAUAUAUCUGUAGGCCACGCCUGUGGUUGCGGGUAUGGCAGUGUUGAUUUACGAGUGGCUACGAGACGGGUGGUGGCACGAGGGAGUGUACGAUAUCUCCGUGGGGAUGACGUACAUUCCGGCGUCAUUGAUCAAGGCGCUGUUGGUCCACAGCUCAAACGGCCUCGUCCGUCGAUUGGAUCACAACAAAGUCCACCAGGCAUGCGACGCUCGCACCAGUGUGCCACUGCACUACCCAGACAUGAGUCAAGGUACGAGGUUAUAGUACAUACUACUCACAACUCUAAUAGUUACUAGACUUGGCUCAUGGUGAUAGUGUAUGUAGGCUACGGUCUACCCAACAUGUCGAACGUAGCCUUCUUCAGUAGCGACGAUCCCAUCGUCAAGUUUUGGCCCAAUGCGUUGCAACCGGCGGCGCCGUUGGUGGCCCACCACAGCCAAGACUCGUACCCAGCGACGUUGACUCGCCAUCAAGUGUUUCGGGCGACGCUGGUAUGGACGGACCCACCGGGCAAUUUGGUGGCUACGCGCAUGUUGCAAAACGAUUUGGAUUUGUUUGUGACUGUGCGAGGCGCGCCGCACAUUGUCGUGCGUUCGCUAACCUCCAGCGACGAAUGUAACGACCGACUCAACAACGUGGAAAUGGUGCAAGUGUCGUACAAGGACGUUCUUCGAGCCGCGGGGUCCUCUGAACUGCAAAGCCGACAAGCGAUCGAAUUGGAGCUGCAUGUCAAGGGCGCGUCUGUGUUGAUCCACGGACCUCAGGCGUACUCCGUCGUGAUGUCCAUCACCCCAUCGACUGGGGCGGCGUCGCGGCGGUCGUCCGGGAAAUCGCCCAUGAGCACGCUUAUGGCCUCGAAUAGUUGGGAUGACUGGAGUAGUUUGUGGUGGGCAAGUGCACUUGGAGUUGUCUGGAUUGGCUUGGUGGUUGCGCUCGUUCGCCAUUUUCGACGACACAAGGAUCAAGCCCAGCCUACAAAGAUGGUGGUGCACCUGCACUCAGAUGGAAAAAGUUAUGGCUCGACAUAGUCUUUUAAAGCAUAUUUUCCAUAAA
Messenger RNA from Aphanomyces astaci, 3034 nucleotides. RefSeq lists its product as hypothetical. The transcript has 10 exons. Bases 6 to 2027 code for a protein of 673 amino acids. Gene Ontology annotation, biological process: proteolysis. NCBI's taxonomy places the organism in Eukaryota, Oomycota, Saprolegniomycetes, Saprolegniales, Verrucalvaceae. The record is from RefSeq and is a predicted model, not a curated record. Gene Ontology annotation, molecular function: serine-type endopeptidase activity.